ACUUCCAAAGCUCCGCAACAAAAAGAUGCUUGCGAAGGUGAGGGAAACGUUACGGAAGAGUUGGAAUAUCAAGCCGAGUCUUGUGAAGAUGGCGUGCCUGAAUUGAAAAUGUCAAAAAAGAAGGCCAAGAAGUGUAAGAAAAGGCGGCAGCACGAGGAGGUGUCCUGAUGAGACGUUGACAAGAAAACGAAAGCACGACGAUAACAAGGCCGAUGAAGAUACUGUUGAUCCGGUGAUGAAGAAAGGGAAAAAGAAAAAAAAGAACAAAAGCAUCGAACUGGCCAACUGUGAAGAUGUCGUGGAACAGCGGGCGUUCAAAAAUAAGAAAAAAACUCAGGAAAUUGAGGACCAGAGUGGAGGUGACGAUGCAUCAUCAGAGGAUCCAAAGCGUCAAGAAACUAAAAAGAAAAAGAAGAUGCGAAAAAAAUUGGGUGACAGUGAAACAAUCAAUGACUCGCAUGGUCUCUCAGACACAUAUGGGGAUACGGGGAAAGAUGAAAACACAAAUGGUGUUAAAAAGGCAGUGGUGUGUAAGCGAAAGAAAAGGUCAAAGUCUGAAAGUGAGGGUCAUAACCAGAAGGAAUUAGAUAAUACGGGUGAAGGAGAUGUGCAGUCUGAAGCUGAUCAUGCUGAUAAUGCCCACCAUUGCUCGGAUGAAAAUAGUGACACUGUCAAACGGAAGAAAAAAAAGGGUCAACUUCAGUCAAAUUCCGACGAUUGCACAGACAAUCUCGAGCAAUGUAAGAAAAAGAACAAAAGAAAAACAAUUGAACAUGACGAUGCGACGGGUAAGGCUGACGUCAAGGCACCGAAAUCAAAAACAAAAAAGCGCAAAACGAAGGACACCAACGCGGACGUGGAUGUAGCGGGCGAAGAGGACCAUUUGCUUGCGGCCCAUGAGCACCAGCCAAAGACAAGGGGCAAGAAAAAACAAUCGCCUGUUGGCGCUUUGGACGGCGAAGCUCCGUGUAAACCCAACGAGCGCAAAAGGCCACGGAAAGCCAGCAGCAUCUCGCCAGAUGCAUCGGGGAGCAGCAACGAAUGUCGAGCAGGGACCGGAUCCAAAGGGGUGAAGCGUGCAAAGGCUGGCGGCAGAAAGAAGUCCAAUGACCCUGAUAAUUUGGCAGAGAAUGAGCAGACGGACGGCAGUCCGAGAGAUCAAGGAGAAACCAGGAGGAGUAUGCUGAAGAAAGUCAAGGAGUGCGUCGUGGACAAUGACGUAAAGUUCGUCACCAUAAAACCCGGGAAUGUUGAAGAGGAGAAAUUUGAUUUGGCCAGAAGAGUGGCCCUGCAGACGCAGGUCGACAUCAUGACGGGAAAAGUGUCUCUGGACACGAACAAGAGCUGCGGUGACGACGGUGGUGACGGCGGUGGCAGCGGCGGUGGCAGCGGCGGCGGAGGAGGCUCCAGCACGGCCAGAGCCACGCAGUUUGGCCAGUGGGACACUGCCUGUCUCGGGGACGCCACGAAGCAGAACAAGUUCCUGCGGCUCAUGGGCGGCUUCAAGAAAGGCUCCGGACACUCCGGGUCCGAGUUGGAGUCCGGACCGGGCGCGAGCGGCAGGGCAAACAUGGCGCUUGGCGGCGAGAGCGAGAACCGGCUGAACUCGGCGCUAGAGUCCCAGUUCCAGCAUGCCUUGCAGCGCAAGAAUUAUCAGCAGCGCGGCGUCGGUCUCGGCUUUCAGGCCGAUGCGAGUGCUAAGAAGACGUUUUUUAUCGACAAGGCGAUGAGCCGCUCCCUCAAGUUGGAGUGAGCUGCCGUCACUUGCGAUUUUAGUUUUUAUUCAAGAGAAAAAAAAGUUUUUUUAUUAAUGAAUGUUUUUACUUGGAACUCUCAGCUGUGUGUAUGUUGAACUUCUUUCGCACUGUGACUAGCCAACCGUGCUAAUCGGAGGUGCGGGGGAAGGACAACAAACUAUACACAAAAAGGAGUUCUGAAGAAAUUAGUUUUCAAUUUAGAAAUCAUUGCAGCCAUCCACUUGAUGAUUGUGGAUUGUCCGUACUCCCAAGAAAGCCAGAGUACCCAAUGAAAAUCCACCACACCCACAAUUGGAUAACACCAGGAGCUCUGCACAGAUGGAUGUAGUCUAUUGUUUACUGGGCCAUCUCCUUGCCCACCUCCUGGCCAUUUUCUUUUUUUAAGUGACAGUUGCUGAGCACAGAGCCAAGUGACCAGCAACAAAACACCACUACUGAAGGUGAAGCAGAUAAGAAUAAAUUUCUUACAUGAAUUCUAUGAACUUAGGAGAAGAGACAAUAGGGAAUUCCAAUGUUGAACAGUGGGAGGAAAGAAACGGAAGAGCGUUAUAGGAAGUGUUGUAGGUCACUGUUGAGAUACUAGCAUCUUGCACAUGUGAUUUUAACAUGUCUUUGAAAUACUGGGAUAAUUCAUGUGUGGGGUGGCCUGGUACAUGUUUGCUUAACUGUUAUUUACAUGAAUACAAUUUAGCUCAUCAACAGCGUGUUAUGUUAUUUAUGUUGAAGUUAAUGUUAUCAAAACAUUAAUUUUGGAACAGUCCAUCAAUAGUCAUAGAUUGUACUUAACUGGGACUGCUUGGCAUGUAACAUUGCAGUGCAUCGUGGAGAUGCGGCUGUAAAAUGUAUGAGCUUAAUGACAUUUUACAUUUUUAGAGGUCUCUAAAACAAACUAUAUAGAGAAUACUUUGAGGUGGUGUCUUGCAUGGGCUUAGUCUUGCCAAUAGAACAGGGCUGUUCUACCCCGACCUUUCUAACUUUCUGAUCCAAUUAGUUGGGAGCUUCAAUAAAAUUAAACUAAAUACUGAACUUUUGAUUUCACCAGGUAAGGCCCACUGAGGUAUAUGGCUCUUUUUCAGAAGUGACCUGGCCACGAAUGAUUGCUCAACGAAGUGGCUUAUCAUGUGGAAAUGCAUCGCAGCCAAAUACUCUGAACCAGUGGUUCUUAACCUGGGGUGCACACCACCCCCUGCGGGUGCGAGACAUGGCCAGAUUGUUUUAGAAGGUAAAUAAUCGAAACACAAAUUAAGCUCGGGCAUAAAGUUUGUUUCAUCAAACCUAUGUUUAUUAACAUACAUUUUUUUAACGAUUGAGAGCCAAAUGGGUGCAGUAAAGGUUAAUAACCACUGCUCUAAACGCGUGGAUUCUAAAUGUGGAAGGAAUAAUUUGAGGACCCAUAGAAAAUGCCACGCGGCCACAGGGAGAACGUGCAAACUCCAAAUGUACAGGCGUCAGGGUUUGGAUCGAACCCACGACCUAUAUACCAGUCGAGGUAGUUAACAUCUCGCCACCGUCCCACAAUUACUCUGCUACAGGCCUGCAUUUGAAUUUAUAAAACCAAUGUUAUCUCACGCGCAUGACAUGCCCGCUUGUAUGUGUAUAUUUUAUUUCGGUAUCAAAACAAGAAAAUUCAGAACGGCCAUCCUGUAAUAAAUAUUUUUAUUUUUAAUCUACGUUCACAUCAGGGAUGGUAAUCUAGUUGAUAAACACAACAGGCACACAUUUUGGCUUUGGAGCUAAAGGCAGCGCUCCAGUUUUGGGUGGGCACAAUGCAACAGCAUUUUGUUGCUUUACAAGGAAUCAGAAACUGGCACGGUGCCCUUGCAUAAUGAUAGCAAUUCUCAAGGAUGAAGGUGCUUCGAACGGAAUCGACACGAAUUGAGGCUGUGUGAAUAAAAUACAAAAUAUGUACAUGUACCCGUAUUACCCAUGUUAUUUACUGGUGCUGCUGAAAAUACAAACGUCUGUUGAUUCUCGCUGCGCUGCAGAGGUUCUGCAUUUUUUAGGUUGACGCAAGCGAUGUUGUCCAUAAAGGUUUUUAGGUUAGACCGCGUAAAUGUGUCGGUAAACCACCACCACCCGACAGCCAAUUAGUAUGCUUUGUCACCUGAACAAAACGUGCCAAUUGCUACUUUAACACACUAAUGUGUUGGAGAGUCAACCGACAAGAUUUACGACAUUUACGCAAUUUAACCCAAAAACCUUCAUGAAUAAUAUUGAUCGCGAAAGCCUACGUGUUAAACUCACCGAUGCGGUGUUUGUGUGCGUGGAGGGAUUGCCGCAUGAGAGUGAGUACUCUCGUUUAGCUGAAAGGUGAACGUGGCAACGGGCCUGCACGGCCAACAAAAUGUGCAUUCUCUUUGAGCAGCUGGCCUAAAGCCAUGUAGACGUCCUAUGGGCACGCAGUCUGUGGUGCUCGGUGAUGGUUCGAGUGUCAAAGUUUUCUGUCGAAGUCCCCAGUCAACAUUCACUCAGUUGGAAGUCGCUUAUUCUCUCCGUUGUGCCCAUCGUCUGGAACUCCCUGAAGUUUAUUGUGGUAUCAACUGCCUGCCCCCAUUCAAGUUCAAGCUCGGUGCCUUGUUUUUCUUCUGCCUAUGGCCGAUUUUCUUCCCUCUAAAAAACAUGUCCUCUGUUUCUGUACAGAAUAUUGAGAUGUGUUGCAUUUACACCUAUGCCGUCUUGUGUUGUAAACAGGCUGAUGGUGUCGUGCCUUCGCUAUUACCGCAAUGUCUGUAUCCAGACUCAAGGGAGGUAUGCGGUGCGAGAUGAGUUUCAGUAAACGAAGUUGCGCAUUCUGGAAAUGCCCGUCUUUGGUCUCCCUUCUCCACUUCUUCCCCGGACCACCCUGCGUGGAAAACAACAUUUUUAAAAAUAUGUAUAUACUCCUUUACAUGUAAUGUUUCCACAAUUGUAUUCCCAUUUUGAUAUCAGCAUCAUGUCCUGCGACUGAGUACCCAGUGUCAGAAAUGUACAUCCAGAAGUAAUGCUCAGCUGCUGUGUGCUUAAAGACCUUGCUUGUGUGAGAAUGCACAUUUAACACAACACAGCAUCACACAGCUUUGGAUUGUGUCGUCGAAUAUUGAAGUGGUGGAGGUAACUCGUGCGUCGCUGAUCGUGUGCGGUGAUGCGUAUGGGGCUGUUGGCUUGUUCUUAGGGUGACGUGAUAACGGCUGACUCAUUCUAAACUGAACUUGGGCAGCAGAUGUUCUGCACUUGCCCUUCAAGUGUUGGGGCAUGACUUUGUCGAGUGCAUGAUAAUGGUGCUUUGUCAACCAGGAGUCAUGCCAAGAUGGGUCUGAAUUUGUAUUUCUUUUUGAGAGACGAAUCUUUGUGUAACAAAAAUACAAUGUUUUGGAUGUAUAGUAAUUAUUCGAACUGGAUGUAUACUAUUAUUUAAAUUUAAACAAUAAAAUAAAUUGCAGCUCA
This is a messenger RNA of Lethenteron reissneri (Far Eastern brook lamprey), 5180 nucleotides long. It is a transcript of the gene KNOP1, whose product is annotated as lysine rich nucleolar protein 1. The record is from RefSeq and is a predicted model, not a curated record. Lineage: Eukaryota; Metazoa; Chordata; Hyperoartia; Petromyzontiformes; Petromyzontidae.